AUGUCCACAGUGUUCCCCACGAAACGCGGGGUGAUCAUCACCCGGUCCAGCUUCCCCAGUACGGGGCACUAUGCCGGGCACUGGCUGGGUAGUAACAAGGCCGCAUGGGAGGACAUGGCCUGGUCUAUUCCUGCACUGUUUGAGCUCAAUUUAUUCGGAAUUCCAUACAUCGGAGCCGACAUCUGCGGGUUCCUGUGGGACACGACGGAGCAGCUGUGUCAGAGGUGGAUGCAGCUCGGCGCCUUCUACCCCUUCUCACGGAACCACAACCACAGGAACUACAAGGACCAGGACCCUGCAGUCUUCAGCCAGGCUAUGAUAGACUCCACCCGUGACGUCAUGAUGACGCGCUACACCCUGCUGCCCUAUCUGUACACGCUGUUCUACCACGCCCACGUUGCCGGGACAACGGUCGUCAGGCCACUCCUACACGAGUUCCCUACCGACUCCAACACGUGGGACGUUGACCGGCAGUUCCUAUGGGGCAGCGGGCUUCUCAUCUCUCCUGUACUAACGCCGAACACCACAACAGUGUCUGCCUACUUCCCCAACACUCCAUGGUACGACUACUAUACGGGCCACGAGGUCGAAGGUCAGUACAGGGGUCAGACGGUGACCCUGGAUGCCCCACUGAACAAGAUCAACCUCCAUGUCCGAGGUGGGACAAUUCUGCCGACUCAGCAGCCUGCUAAUACUACUGUAUACAGAUUUUGGUGCUAA
Messenger RNA from Branchiostoma floridae (Florida lancelet), 720 nucleotides. Its product is annotated as maltase-glucoamylase, intestinal-like. Bases 1 to 720 code for a protein of 239 amino acids. Gene Ontology annotation, biological process: carbohydrate metabolic process. The transcript has 8 exons. NCBI's taxonomy places the organism in Eukaryota, Metazoa, Chordata, Leptocardii, Amphioxiformes, Branchiostomatidae. Gene Ontology annotation, molecular function: alpha-1,4-glucosidase activity. The record is from RefSeq and is a predicted model, not a curated record.